GAUCCGCUGUGCAUCUGCUACUGCUUGAUCUCACUGUUUAUCGGUCUCACGGGCAUUCACAGUCGCUCAGUAUGCUUGCCACGCUCUAAAUAUUACUCUUUGCCCUUCUUGCGAUCCACCAAGUUUGUCUGAUCGGUCACAUCGCCGCAUUCCGGCCUUGCUCAAUCAAGUCCAACACAUUUUGUCCCUGACCUACAGGUUGUGCAAGCGAAAGAAUAUUGCUCACCAUAUCUAAAAUCUCCAUUCUUACCCCGUCCCCGAACGGUAACCCUCCCAGAGCUGCCAUGGCCACCUCGAACGGCCCCAUGGGCACAUCCAACGUCCGUUCCUCCACCCUCCGCCAAACCCGCACCAACCCCAGCCGUCAAUCUAAAACCGCCGGCCGAACAUCCAUCCUGAACCACGUCGUCAACCCAUUCAACAAUCACGCCCACAACCCCAGCCUAGCAGGCGGACCUGGCAACGGCGGAGCUGGAUCUUACGCCGGGGGCGGUGGCCAGUACCGCGCUGCGAGCCAGCACCCGGCCGGGCUAUAUCCCGGAAUCCACCACUUCACUGAUGCGAUCGAUGCAUUGCCCAGAGAGUUCCGGAGGCAUACGUCGUUGCUGAAUGAAGUGGAUGGGAAGGCGUUUGCGUUGGAAGCACAGCUGCCGAAGUUGUUGCAGGUUGCGGCAGAGUUAAUUUCGGAGCCGUUUCCGAUUCAUGGGUCGGUUGAUGCGAAGAGUGCGCAGGGGUUCCAGACUGAUGGUCUACAGACAGAAUCACCGGAGAGAUCGGCUGCGAGGAGGCAGGCUUUUCAGAAUAUUCGGAACACCCUCACUGACCUAUUACCUACCAUGGACGAGAAAAAUCACGUCGCUCGAAACGCAUUCCUCUCUCUUAAGAAAGAUGUCAACCGGUUGGAGAUGAUUUAUCCUUAUGUUGAAAACGAAAUCUCCGAGGAAGCUCGGAUUGGAAGCCGCACGCACUGGGCAUACCUCAAUAAACCUACUAAAGCUAGUGGAACAGCUGGAUCGGAACGUCCAAGGCGAGAGGCUGCGACAAGAGAUCGUGAUGCAGACGAAACACAUCGCGAAUCCAGAAGAGAAGCAGGUGGCAGAAAGCAACGUCGCAAUCAGGUUGAACCGGAGGUAGAUGAGUCGCGUGUUCGCAAAGGUAACAUUCCCGCGAAGAGUCGUGCUGGAGCUGGAGAGGCUUCACAGGUCAAUCAGAACGUUGCUGCGUCCGCAGGACCGUCGAAGAGGAGGCGUAUUGAAAAAGCAGUGCCCACACCAACAUCUGCAGCAAUGGAACGCUCGGCAAGUGCUGCGACAAACGCGGGUAGAUCGGGUGUCAAAGAAUCGCCUGUCCCUGAAUUCGGCAAAAAGAGAUCUCGGGCUCAAAACGUUACCGCUUCGUCGCGGAAAAGUACUCCUCCCCCAAGCGCCUCCAACCGGCCUCAAUCCGCUCGUUUGCAACAAACUGCUGCUGCCGCGAGCAAUGGCCGCCAGCGACCUUCAUCUGCUACUUCCAACCGGAACCUCAAUUCUAGUACGUCUCUUGGACUUGGACCCGCCCAUCUGGACCGUUCUUCUAACCCGGCCUCCAUUGCAGAUAAAGGUAUUUUGGACAUAAAAGCUCCCGCGCCCAAGGAUUCAUCAUCUGGCCCUAGAGUCGAGCCUAGUUCCCCCGGUGCUGCUGUUUCCUCCAAAACCGGUGUUAAUAGUGUCGAGCCGAAAGCUGAUUCCAUGGUCAUUACCAAACCAGGCGAACGAGACACACAGCGCGAAGUUUCCCUUACUAUCGCCACAGCUACCACAGCCAAAAUGGAACCCCAGGAUGCUGUCAAUACCCACUCUCCCAUCCCACCUAGUGUCACUUCUAAGGGCCGCUCUUCAAAGACUUCUACCCCCGUUGUAUCUACGUUUGCGGAGUCGCAACGAUCCUCCAGGCCAUCUCGAGCCACCGCGGCUGCAGCGGCUGCUGCUGAAGGAUCCAACCCUGCUCCUACCACUAAACGCUCCCACAAGAAAGGAGCGGGUAAUACUGGUACUGCAGCUGCUACUGCCAGACAAUUGGCGCUGGCGGCUGCCAAUGCCGCUGAGGACGAGGACUCUUCUAGACAUGGAGAUGACGAGGAUGAUGAAGGGGAGCUGAGGUAUUGUUACUGUAACCAAAUCAGCUUUGGAGACAUGAUUGCGUGCGAUAUGGAGAAUUGUCCCAGGGAGUGGUUCCAUUUGUCGUGUGUGGGGCUGACAAGGCCGCCGUCAAAGAGUGUCAAGUGGUAUUGCAACGAAUGCAAGGAGACCAUGAAGAAGGGCAAGUCAAAUGGCAGAUAAGCAGGGAUACAUCCAUCUCCACUCCGAAUUCAGUCAACACAUUCCCUUUUUCCCCACAGCAUUCUGUAUAUUACCCCCGCAGUGUUCCCGGAUAUUCCUGCGUUGGUUGCCUCGAGCCAGAAAUGACUAUAUCUGCAUUCAUUUUUUGCUUCCAGGGUGUCUGAGGUAUCCUUUCUUUUCUUUGGGCAAUGCAUUUUUUGGUUCUGCGAAGGGACAGCUAGUCUACCUCCAUACUUAUACGAAAUUUGCUUUGGCGCUUCAUUUUUUUUGGCGCUUCAUUUUAGAGGGGUCUUACGGGUUCUACGCGCCCAAGAAUGGAUGGCUAAUUACUUAUUAAUAUGGCGGUGUUUCCUUUUUCUUUCCGGACCCUCUAGCGAACCUGGAUUUGGGUGAUGUCUUCUUUUGAUAGAACACAGUGCCAUAU
Messenger RNA from Coccidioides posadasii C735 delta SOWgp, 2742 nucleotides. RefSeq lists its product as uncharacterized. Gene Ontology annotation, biological process: regulation of DNA-templated transcription. The record is from RefSeq and is a predicted model, not a curated record. Gene Ontology annotation, cellular component: nucleus; histone acetyltransferase complex. Lineage: Eukaryota; Fungi; Ascomycota; Eurotiomycetes; Onygenales; Onygenaceae. Gene Ontology annotation, molecular function: histone acetyltransferase activity.